Molecule: messenger RNA, 237 nt
Organism: Ilex paraguariensis (yerba mate)
Lineage: Eukaryota; Viridiplantae; Streptophyta; Magnoliopsida; Aquifoliales; Aquifoliaceae
Source: the annotation of a GenBank genome assembly
AUGGAGGUGUUUCAGUCAGUGGAAGAGGCAGAAGGAGGAUCAGAUUCACUAGUAUCCUUGGAUGAACACGUGAAGCCGGAUUGUUGUGUUUCUGAUUCUACUUUCCUAAUUGAUCGCCAAUACACUACAAGGAAAGAGGGGGAAGGUGUAGUGGAUGAUGAAAGAGGGUUAGUAUAUGCAAGUGAAUCCGCAUAUCAAGGUUACCAUUCAGAUGCAGAUCUGUCGAUAAAUUUAGAG